AUGGCGAUGAUGAUGACUGGCCGUGUGCUGCUGGUGUGUGCCCUCUGCGUGCUGUGGUGCGGUGCCGGCGGGGUUGAUGCGAGUGAUCUCGAGAACAACGUAGUUGGCGGCUGCAUGGCGUCGGGAGUGUUGGAUGCUAAUGGGUUCCAUAUGCCGAGCGGAUGUGACAAAACUGCGCUGACGCUGCCUUUACGAUCUGUCGUGUCCAUCACUGCCGUUGAAGCUUCGACUGACCCAUUGGUGAGUGGUACAGCAGAAAAUAAAUCGGAUUUAGCUCCAACUUCAGGUGCUGAUUUCGGUGGUGCCGGUUCUCCUCCUGGUCGCGGAGGUGAAGGUGGAGGCGGUAGAGACGACGGUGCUGGCGGUCCUGGUGGCGUUGGGGGUGCCAGUGGCAGUCAAGCUCGUGGCAGGAAAGCUUCUGGUGGCGGUGGUGGUGGCUCAAAUGGAGGUUCUAAAGCACGUGUUGGUGGCUCUUUGAAGUCCCCUGCUUCGGAUGUCAAGUCCCCAUCUCCUGUUCUCGGUGAUGGUGGCAGUUCUCCUGGGGCUCCUACAGGAAGUGUAGGUUCUGACGGAAGCAAAGGUUACAUUUUGGGCUCCUUUUCUUCUGGUGGUCGCAGUCAACCUGAUGUUGGC
Messenger RNA from Trypanosoma cruzi, 633 nucleotides. RefSeq names its product mucin-associated surface protein (MASP), putative. The record is from RefSeq and is a predicted model, not a curated record. The transcript has a single exon. The annotation marks the transcript as partial. NCBI's taxonomy places the organism in Eukaryota, Euglenozoa, Kinetoplastea, Trypanosomatida, Trypanosomatidae.